Cannabis sativa is the source of this 3063-nucleotide messenger RNA. RefSeq names its product receptor-like protein EIX1. Gene Ontology annotation, molecular function: protein binding. Lineage: Eukaryota; Viridiplantae; Streptophyta; Magnoliopsida; Rosales; Cannabaceae. The transcript has a single exon. The record is from RefSeq and is a predicted model, not a curated record. The coding region runs from base 90 to 2870 and encodes 926 amino acids.
AAUACCACUAUAAGAACUUGACUGUCUCUCUUCAUAUCUCCCACCUUCAAUUAAUAUGUGCAAACUACAUUGAGAGUGAAAUUUACAAUAUGAAAACCAUUGUUGCUACUGUUAACUUGGCUCACUUAACUCUGCUACUCUCAUUUUUUGCUCUAUUUCAUCAGCACAUAAUUGAACUUUGUUCAGCUGAUAAGCUCAUUAGUGUUCCAUGCAUUGAAACAGAGAAAGAGGCACUCCUUGCCUUCAAAAAUUCACUCAUUGAUCCUUCAAAUAGAUUGUCUUCAUGGGUUGGUGAAGAGUGCUGUAAAUGGGAAGGAAUUGGUUGCAGCAGCAGUCAGACUCAAGGACAUGGUCAUGUCACAAAGCUCAAUCUCAGAAAUCCAUUCUCUUUAGUCUACAAUAGUGGACUUGAUGACCCAACUAGUGCCUACAAAAGGUCAUGUUUGAGUGGUAAUGUAAGUACUUCUUUAACCCACUUGAAGUACUUGAAUUAUUUGGAUUUGAGCAUGAAUGAUUUUCAAGGGAUUCCCAUUCCUAAUUUUUUUGGAGAGAUGGUAAAUUUGGAGUAUCUUAAUCUUUCUUUUGCAUCAUUCUCUGGUUUGAUUCCUUCAAGCCUUGGAAAUUUGUCAAAGUUGCAGUUUCUAGACCUCUAUGCAGAUUCUUAUCUCAAUAUAGGAUCAUGGGAAUUAAGGGCUGACAACUUGAAUUGGAUCUCUGGCCUCUCUUCCUUGAAACUUUUUAAUUUGGGAUAUGUCAAACUCAAUGGGGUUGGAGAAACUUGGCUCCAAAAAAUUAAUUUGCUUCCAUCAUUAGUGAGUUUAAAUUUGUAUUUUUGUGAACUUAAUGGCUUACCUGUUUCACUUCCUUUCAUCAACUUCACUUCCCUUUCAGUCCUUGAUUUGUCCCAAAAUUCCUUUAAUUCUCCAAUGCCUCUAUGGUUGUUCAACCUUACCAGUCUCAGGACACUUCACCUGAGUUGGAACUUUCUUCAGGGUUCAAUUCCUUGGGAGAUUACAAAUUUGAAAUCUCUAGAGGUCCUUGAUCUAUCUGAUAAUUUGGGUCUUGAGGGUCAUAUUCCAGGAUUUUUAGGACACCUUACCAAGCUAAAGGUAUUAGAUCUUUCUGCAAAUGAAUUUACUGGGGGGAUUCAUGAACUCUUAAACAGUGUCUCAAAUAACAAUAUAUUACACACACUCGAUUUAAGUUCUAAUUCUCUAGAUGGUGUGUUGCCUGAGUCACUAGGAAAGCUUAAAAAUCUCCAACAUCUUCUCCUUUCUAGCAAUGCCUUUUUUGGUUCGAUUCCUGAGUCUAUUGGGAACAUCUCAUCGUUAGAGGUUUUAGACCUCUCUUACAACAAAAUGAAUGGGACAAUUGCUAAAAGUUUUGGGCAACUCUCUAAACUAGAAAAUGCAAACCUGUUAAUGAACUCUUGGGGAGGUGUCCUUACCAAAACCCACUUGUCAAAUCUCAAAAGCUUGAAAAGUCUUAGAAUUACAUUAGAUGAACCCAACUCCCUUGUUUUCGAAAUUCCUAAUAAAUGGCUGCCCCCUUUUAGGCUUAAUACCCUCCAAAUCUUAAACUGUAAAGUAGGUCCUACUUUUCCCAUGUGGAUUCAAGUUCAAACUGAACUCAUAUCUGUUACCCUUAGGAAUGUUGGAAUAUCUGAUACUAUACCGGAACAAUGGUUCUCGAGUUUAGCUCCUCAAGUUACCCAACUUGACCUAUCAAAAAAUCAAAUAGAAGGGAAGUUGCCACACCAGUUGAAAUUUCCACACUUGAAUAGUAUUGAUUUGAGUUUCAAUCACUUUGAUGGCUCAUUCCCAUAUUGGUCUUUUAAUGCAAGUCAGCUAUCUCUUGAGAGUAAUUCUUUCUCUGGGCCUAUUCCUGAAAAUAUUGCUGAAUUAAUGCCAAGGUUGGAAAGGUUGUAUCUGUCUCAUAACCACCUUAGUGGUCAAAUUUCUCAAUCCUUAUGUGAUCUGCAUAGUCUUCAAGUUCUUUCUUUGAGAAGUAAUCAUUUCUCUGGUGAGCUUCCCAGUUGUUGGGGCAAUUCAUACAUGUUGUGGGGAUUUGAUGUAACAAAUAACAACUUAUCUGGUUUAAUCCCAAGCUCAAUAAGUUCACUUCGAUCGCUCAGUGUAUUGAUGUUAGGCAACAAUAAUUUCCAUGGAGAAAUUCCUGCUUCUUUACAAAACUGCACUGGCUUGACCACAAUUGAUCUAAGCAUGAACAAUUUCAUAGGAAAGGUACCAUCAUGGAUAGAAGGAAGAGUUUUGUCUUCGCUUUUCAUGAUACGACUCAAUUCAAACAAAUUCUCAGGCUUUAUUCCAUCAACAUUAUGCAGUCUUUCCAAUCUUCAUACUUUAGAUCUUUCAGAAAAUAACUUCUCAGAGGUCAUUCCAACAUGUUUGGAUAAUUUGACAGCAUUGGUAUUCAGCAAAAGCAGUGAAGUGUUUCAAAACUUAGUUUAUGUUGUUUUGAGAGGAAGAGUACCUGAGUAUAGCAACUUCAUUGGCCAUGUCAACAGCAUUGACCUUUCAGGGAAUGACUUAACUGGAAAAAUCCCAGAUGAAAUUACAAACAUUUCUGGUUUGCAAAGCUUGAAUCUGUUGAGAAAUCGUAUUAGUGGAAGAAUUCCAAGCAACAUUGGAAACUUAAAAAGGUUAGAAACACUUGAUAUGUCGCGUAAUCAUCUCGCAGGGCCUAUUCCUCAGAGCAUUACUGACAUGAUUUCUUUGAGACACUUGAACUUGUCAUACAAUGAGCUUGAAGGGAGAAUUCCUCCUCUUCCACAGUUCAAUGAUGCCACCAUUUUCCAGGGAAAUCCAUUGCUAUGUGGGCAUCCACUUCCAACCGAAUGCAAGCACACUUGAGCAUUUUGGUUCUAACAGCUAAACUGAUGAGUGUUCAAAAACUGUAUAUAAAUAAAUGUCCAAUGAUAACUAUUCAUUGAUGGCAUGAAGCAGGGGACAAACAUUAGUAUUGUAACUUCUAAAACUUGUUUGUUGACCAAGAAUAAGGAAUAAACAAAUGAUAUAUAAUGAACUGAAGUAUUUAUAAACAAAA